UUGGACGGGCUUGUGCUGGUGGGAGGUUGUGGGCCGUUUAGUCUUUCCCUGCUCCGCCUCCUCCUGACACUGCGGCGCCAUCAUGGGCUUUGGGGACUUGAAAUCUUCCGCGGGGCUCCAGCUACUCAACGCCUUCUUAGCGGAUAAGAGCUACAUCGAGGGGUAUGUCCCAUCCCAGGCGGAUGUCGCAGUAUUUGAAGCAGUUGGUGUUCCCCCUCCCACUGAGCUCUUCCAUGCCCUCCGAUGGUACAACCACAUUAAGUCUUACGAAAGACAAAAGGCAAGUCUGCCUGGAGUGAAGAAAGCUUUGGGAAAAUAUGGUCCUGCAGAUGUUGAAGACACAACAGGUGGAGACAGCAAAGAUGAUGACGACAUUGAUCUAUUUGGCUCUGAUGAAGAAGAGGAAAGCGAAGAAGCAAAAAGAUUAAGGGAGGAGCGGCUUGCUCAGUAUGAAUCCAAGAAAGCCAAAAAACCAACUCUCGUUGCCAAGUCCUCCAUUUUGUUGGAUGUCAAGCCCUGGGAUGACGAGACCGAUAUGGCCAAACUGGAGGAGUGCGUCAGAAGCAUUCAGGCCGAUGGCCUGGUUUGGGGCUCUUCAAAACUGGUUCCAGUUGGUUAUGGAAUCAAGAAGCUUCAAAUUCAGUGUGUAGUAGAAGAUGAUAAAGUUGGAACUGAUCUGUUGGAAGAGAAGAUCACGGAAUUUGAAGAUUUUGUACAAUCAAUGGACGUAGCAGCUUUCAACAAAAUCUAAGUCCUGGUAGCAUCAAGAAUAAAACUAUUGCAACACCCA
Messenger RNA from Elgaria multicarinata webbii, 790 nucleotides. It is a transcript of the gene EEF1B2, whose product is annotated as eukaryotic translation elongation factor 1 beta 2. The record is from RefSeq and is a predicted model, not a curated record. Gene Ontology annotation, biological process: translational elongation. Gene Ontology annotation, molecular function: translation elongation factor activity; guanyl-nucleotide exchange factor activity. The coding region runs from base 83 to 751 and encodes 222 amino acids. Gene Ontology annotation, cellular component: cytosol; eukaryotic translation elongation factor 1 complex. The transcript has 6 exons. Lineage: Eukaryota; Metazoa; Chordata; Lepidosauria; Squamata; Anguidae.